AUGUCAAGCCCGUACAUUGUCGCAUCCAUUGGUGCGAGCUGGCGCGUUCCGUCGGAGCUGCAAAUGGUGCUCGAGUGGAUGGACCGAGGCGACCUUCGGGGGGUCCUUCAAGCCACGGCGCCCCCGACGCCCGACGGUGACGCUCGCGGCUUUUCGUGGCACGAGAAGAUUGCGUGCAUGUUGAGCAUGGCGGAAGGCCUCGCGUACUUGCACUCACUCGAUAUUAUCCAUCGCGACUUCAAGUCCCGCAAUGUGCUCUUGGACUCGAAGAAGGGCACGAAAGUCACUGAUUUUGGCACGUCGCGUGAAACCACGACCGACACGAUGACGUUUGGUGUCGGCACGUACCGCUGGAUGGCGCCCGAGAUUCUUCUCGACAUUCAGUACUCGACGGCUGCCGAUAUCUACUCGUUUGGCGUCGUGCUCUCGGAGCUAAGCACGCACUCAAUUCCGUACUCGGACCUUCGCAACACGAGCGGUCACCCGCUCGUCGAUACCGCAAUCAUGGGGCGCGUCAUGACGGGGUCGAUCCGACCGUCGUUUGGAACGCAACUGCCGCUGUGGGUGCGCCACGUCGCCGAGGCCUGCAUUGCGUGGUCGCCCGAGGCUCGCCCGACAGCGCUCGAAGUCGCGCAUACGAUUCGGCAGGAGAUUCGCGCCACACUUUAA
Messenger RNA from Saprolegnia parasitica CBS 223.65, 669 nucleotides. Its product is annotated as TKL protein kinase. Gene Ontology annotation, biological process: protein phosphorylation. NCBI's taxonomy places the organism in Eukaryota, Oomycota, Saprolegniomycetes, Saprolegniales, Saprolegniaceae. Gene Ontology annotation, molecular function: protein kinase activity; ATP binding. The coding region runs from base 1 to 669 and encodes 222 amino acids. The record is from RefSeq and is a predicted model, not a curated record. The transcript is spliced from 4 exons.